GGACUGUGGACGGCAGUUUCGCUCGGUGUUUCGGUCGGAUCGGACGUGUACGGCGACGUGGUAGAAAACGGUAUCGAGGGCAGGUUCGCUACGCUGAGUUCCGACGAUUGGACGGUGUGUCCCCGCGGGCCUUAUACACACUCGCCGUCCGGAUCAUGGUGACACCGGACUGACGGCGUUGGCGUUGACCGCAAUCAGGAUUGGAUUGGAAACCACCAACCUGUGUGUGUGGGCAGUGAAGCGGUAAUCCCCGCGAGUGUUCAGGAUUUCUGGACCAGCAAAGGGAGAGAGUUACGGUUAUGACCGUGCGACAGGCUCGUGAGUGAUUGUUGGACCCAAGCGCGCGGAUUUGGUUCGCCAUCGAUGAUUGGCCGUGAUUGCGCUGGGAUCCGCCGGAAGUGGGUCAACCGGUGUACUGACCUGCGGUGAGGUCCAAGCUCGAAAGGGGGUCCUAGAGGGAGUGCGUUGCAGCGGCUGGAAAGGAAGCUGAUCCAAUCACGAGUCAAAACUGUAAUCAAUGCGACGAAUUUUAAAAAUGAUUACAUUUAGUGAAAUGUCGAAUAUUCACAUCGAGUUACGCCAAUGAUAGCUUACAUUUCCAGAACCCAAAAAUUCAACAUCCAAAUUCAAUGGCACGUUUACCCUCAUCGAACUCGAAUACCGAUCGCUGGACUUUAUCGCAAUGAAAUAGCCACCCUCUCGAACGAUAAUUGAUUGCGAUAAACGGGCCUGUUUAUGCAGCUCCCCUCCUCCCAUCCAUCCAGUCAGUGUGUAUGUUUGUGCCAAUUACGGAUCGACGAAAUUGAACGGAUAAUUUAAAUGAAAAACAUCGAAAUCCGACUACCAUCAAAGGCCCUCAAAAAGGGAGGAGUGCGAUCAGGCUGGGGAAAAAAUCGGCGUUGUUUGAAUAGUACUUUCCGCGCAAAAUGAAACUUCACGUGGAAUGAAAUUUAUUCGAGAGGAGGAAAAAAAAACUCGGGUAAACGCGCGAAAAAACUGUAUCAAAUUUCACUAUUGCAGAAAAAAAACUCCGCCCGACUGGCAGCACUGCACAAAGCGAAACUCGACGUCGCGAAAAGGUUAAUUAAAAGUGCCGAAGUUCGGGACGGGAUGACGCUCGAAGCUUGCCAAAGGGGUGUUUAUAGCUUCGAUAGCAGCAUGCUUCCGUCAAAAGUUCAACAACGGCAGCAGAGCAGGGGCCGGUGGCAGGACCGAAACUUGACACUGACGACCUGGCUGCUGAUUGGGGUGUGCGCCGUUAUUCCAGUGAUAGAUGCCCUGCGGGACGUACAGGUUACAGUGCCCCAGGCCGUCCGGAGGGGGGACAACGCGAUGCUGUACUGCCACUACGACAUGGACGGCGAGAACCUGUAUUCAGUCAAGUGGUACAAGGGCCGGCGGGAGUUUUACCGGUACACGCCGAAGGAGAACCCCGCGAUGAAAGUGUUUCCGGUGGCGGGCGUCAUCGUUAAGCGCGUGGCCUCCAACGAGAGCCAGCUGAUGCUGGUCGGGCUGAAUGUGGCCUCGUCGGGCAAGUACAGCUGCGAGGUGUCCGCGGACGCGCCCUCCUUCCACACCAUGAUUGUGACAGGUGAUUUGGAAGUCUGCGAGGUUCCCAAACACGGGCCUAUGAUACACGGCAUUCGGCCCCGGUACCGGGCCGGGGAUAUUGUCCGAGGCAACUGCAGUUCGGCGCACUCGCGGCCGGCGGCCAACCUGACGUGGUACAUCAACGAAGUACAGGCUAAUCCCUCACAUAUUCGCAUCCAUAAGCCGUUCCGAGAGCAUAAAACUGAUUUGGAAACUUCCGUCAUCGGGCUGCACUUUGUGGUGACCGCCCACCACUUCCUCGGCGGAAAGCUAAAGAUUCGCUGCACGGCCCGCAUCCACGAGAUUUACCUGCAGUCGUCGGAAAAAUCCAUCGAAGAGGAACGUCCCCGGGUCAUCUCGCAGGCAUCGUCCUCGUCGUCGUCGUCCUCGAACAGCAUCAACAUGAUCCAGAACAGCCCGUACGAUCAACUGCUGGACGACGAGCUGGACCGGAAGGACUUUAUGACACACUUGCACGGGGACAUGUCGUCGGCGUCCGGAAGUGCCCCGCCGGCCACGAGAUCGGUGCCAUCAAUCAGCUCAAUCCGGACCGGACUGCUGGCCACGGCAACAGGGCUGCUAAUAGUUUUUCAUCAUUUGCUCAAAUUUCGCACGAUUUCCAUAACAUGAUUCCGUGACGUGCAUUAGUGAUGUGAUCUCUGUCACUCUUCGUCUUCUCUUACUUUUAGCUCUUUCUGUUUCCAUUUUGUCUUUGUUUCCGGUCGCCUCAACUGUCUUUUAUCUUUUUCCCAUAGUUUUUUUUUUGUUGUCUUCUGAGAAGCUAAAAAUCCCCACAACAAGUCAGCCAGCAGCAGCGCGCGCGCGUGUCGGAAAAGCGGGAAAAACUUUUUCUUCAGAUGGACCACACUUUUCCGACUUUGUGGAAACAGAAAAGAAAAAAUGUUCACGCGCUACGAUGAGAAAGAAAGAAAAAAAAAAGCUCAUUCCAAGUGAGAGACAGAGGGAAAAGCUGAAAAGCAUCGUGAUGAAGGUGUUAAUGAUAGCGACGACGCUGAUUAAUGGUUGUCGGGGUCGGGAGUGAGCGUGCGAAACUGUGAAUGUGGAAUGUGUGUAUGCAUUGUGAAUGGAAUUAAAUUCAAUCAAUUCAGAGCACAACCGGACGAGAUAUUAAAAAAAUCAGAUGCACGCAGAUGGUCAAUGCACUAUAAAGUAAGAAAAUUCAACUAGAUAAAGUGUAAAUUUGGUAAAAACAAAACAAAUAAGUAUCGAUGCAAAAAAGGAAAAUAUGCAUUGUACGAAGGGUACUGUUGAUUACAAAUGAAUUAAGGGCAUAAUAUGUUCAAACAUUAAAGUAUAUUUUUGUACCACCAAAGAGAUAUUCGUCGUUGACCUAGUCGUUGCACAAAGUGAAUCAUAGUCGCCUUCACGUUAUUGUCGAAAAAUUGCCUUUGCACCACUUUAAUUGGUAUCGUUUAGAUUAUCCACAGUGAUAAAUGGGAUGCUUGACAAAAGAAAAAUGUCUCAUGAAACAAAAUAAGGAUUAGAUAAACUACUAAUAAUUUCAAUUUUCGAUGAUAUUUUUUUAGUUGUUCUGUACUAAUCAAAAAAUUAUUU
Messenger RNA from Culex quinquefasciatus (southern house mosquito), 3165 nucleotides. RefSeq lists its product as uncharacterized. The record is from RefSeq and is a predicted model, not a curated record. The transcript has 9 exons. Lineage: Eukaryota; Metazoa; Arthropoda; Insecta; Diptera; Culicidae. The coding region runs from base 1111 to 2220 and encodes 369 amino acids.